AUGUCACGUUCGAGUUCGAAUGGUAAGGUUAUCGCGGGAGUACCUACAGUUUUCAUAAUCGAAAUGGAGGCAGCUGGAUUGUAUUAUACUGCAUCGCCCCCUCGGGACUUGGACCCUCUAAGCCCCAAGUUCGAUCAAAGGUACGAUCGGGACGCCUACGUGCUCAGAAUUGCAACUGCCCAGGUCCGAAUCCGUAAGGCAAAUCGCUGCGCUAUUCAAGCCGUGCCUAAUUCGUCGAAAGCGGACGACUUGUGUAAA
Iphiclides podalirius (scarce swallowtail) is the source of this 258-nucleotide messenger RNA. The record is from the annotation of a GenBank genome assembly. NCBI's taxonomy places the organism in Eukaryota, Metazoa, Arthropoda, Insecta, Lepidoptera, Papilionidae.